Messenger RNA from Quercus robur (English oak), 7478 nucleotides. Its product is annotated as disease resistance protein Roq1. Bases 1778 to 3439 code for a protein of 553 amino acids. Gene Ontology annotation, biological process: defense response. The transcript is spliced from 8 exons. The record is from RefSeq and is a predicted model, not a curated record. NCBI's taxonomy places the organism in Eukaryota, Viridiplantae, Streptophyta, Magnoliopsida, Fagales, Fagaceae. Gene Ontology annotation, molecular function: ADP binding.
AUUUCUUGAAAAGAUAAGCGGAAGAGUGAAGAGUCUUCUCGAAGGAUCGCACCAGGGAUCAUGAGUUACGGGUGAUGGUGGUAAAGUUGUAAAUAACUAAAGGAAAGUGGGUCCCAGCCGAAGGUCAAGUCUCAAUUUCAGCUGCAAUCACCUCAUUCAUUCUCAUUUUCUCUUUUCACUUUCGCAUAUUGCUCUGUUCAUGUACCGAAAGAUCUGCUUCAUAUUCAUCGAUCUUCUACACCUGUUCUGCAAAAAUUUUUGUGGGAUCCAGUGAGUGACAUAAAGCUGAGUUUUUGAAUUGGAAAACCCAUUGAGAUAUUCCACCCAAACGACCCACCAAGCAGAGUUAUGGGUAUAUUUGAGUCAGAGUUAUAAGAAUUGAGUGUGGAGAUUUGAGUGAUGAGUGACCUCCAAACCAAACAGGGCCUUAAGCUUAUUGUUUUGUCAUUUCCUUUUCCCCUCAAAUUUCUUGAAAAGAUAAGCGGAAGAGUGAAGAGUCUGCUCGAAGGAUCGCACCAUGGAAACUUCGUGGAAGAGGGAUCUCCCUACUUUCUGUUUUAAAACCAAUCCACUCGUAAUUUUUGAAGUGCUAUUUGCGUGUGUUGACUUGACUCAUUCCUAUUUUCAUAUACCUUCUCCCGUCUAGUACCCACUACACAACUUCCUCAACUCUUACCAACUACCAUUCCCAUUUCUAACACUUCUUUAGUUGCUUCUCAUCUCCUCAUUGAGAUAUUCACAACUUCUGCUCAUAGAUCUUAUGGCUUUCCCUACCAAUAGAGACCCCUCUUCUUCUUCUACUCCCCGAUGGGAAUACGAUGUUUUCUUAAGUUUUCGAGGUGAAGAUACUCGUAAUAGUUUUACGGGCUAUUUGUAUGAGGCUUUAUGUCGGGAGGGUUUUAAAACUUUCAUCGAUUAUAACCUUCCGAAGGGAGAAAAUAUAUCCGAAGAACUUUGCCAAACCAUCGAAUUGUCAAUGAUUUCAAUUAUUGUAUUUUCUAAAAGCUUUGCAUCUUCCAAAUGGUGUUUAGAUGAACUUGUCAAGAUUCUUGAGUGUAAGAAAAUUGGGCAGGUGAUUUUACCAGUUUUUUACAAAGUGGAUCCAUCAGUAGUACGUAAACAUGCGUUGAUUGAAUAUGAAGAAAAAUUCAAGGAGAAGGUAAAGAAGUGGAGAACAGCUCUAACUGAAGCGGCUAACCUGUCUGGAUUUCAUUACGAGGAGGAUAGCUACCCUGAACCUCAAUUUAUCUGAAAAAUUAUUGAAAAGAUAUCAAGUAUUAAAUUAAGUCAUACGCAGUUAUUUGUUGCUAAAUGUCCAGUUGGAGUAAAUUCUCAUGCAGAGGCCGUAGAAUUGCUUUUAGAUACAAACUCAAAUGAUGUUCUCAUAGUAGGGAUUCAUGGAAUGGGAGGGAUAGGUAAAACUACAAUUGCAAAAGCUGUUUAUAAUCGAAUUGCUUAUUGUUUUGAAGGAAGCAGUUUUCUAGAAAAUAUUAGAGAAAGGUCAAGGACAAACGAAGGAAUAAUUCAACUACAAAAGACACUUCUUCAUGACAUCUCAGGAGAUAGAAAAUUGGAAGUGAGUUGCAUAUCCAAAGGAAUUAAUGUGAUAAUUGAUAGACUUUAACCUAAAAGGGUUCUUUUAAUCCUUGAUGAUGUGGAUGAAUCAAGCCAAAUAGAUUUUUUGCUUGAAAAAUGUGAUUGGUUUGCUCCUGGAAGUAGAAUUAUAAUAACAACAAGAGACAAACAUGUGCUAACUGCUUUUGGGAAAGGAACUUUAAUGUAUAAGGUUAACAAAAUGGGUCCAGAUGAUGCUAAGGAACUUUUCAUUCGAUAUGCUUUUGAAACAAACAAACCUGAGACAACUUAUUUGCAAUUGGCAGAGAAGAUUAUACGUUUUGCUUAUGGUCUUCCAUUAGCUCUAAAAAUAAUAGGUUCUGAUUUGCGUGGAAGAAGUUUACUUGAAUGGGAAAGUGCAUUAGAGAAGUAUAAAAAGAUUCCAAACAAAAAAAUUCUAAAUAGACUCAAAAUAAGUUAUGAAGGAUUGGACCAAAUUGAACGAGAUAUUUUUCUCGAUAUUGCAUGUUUCUUGAAGGGGCGAAAAAAAGAUUUUGUUCUAGAUAUAUUAAAGGCUUGUGAUUUAUAUCCAAAUUUUGGUAUUGCAAAACUUAUUGAUAAGUGUCUCAUAACUGUUGAUUGGAAUGACAUCUUAUCGAUGCACGACUUGGUAGAACAAAUGGGAAAGGAAAUUGCUCUUCAAGAAUCACAAGUGCCUGGAGAACUUACUAGGAUAUGGCGUUAUGAGGAUGCUUGUAAUGUUCUAAUUGGAAAUACGGGAUCGGAAAAAAUUCGAGGCAUAAUGUUGCAGUCACUUGAGCUAGUACCGGUACAGUUGCAACUUCAUCCUCAAGCUUUCAGAAGAAUGGAAAAUAUCAAAUUUCUUAUAUUUAAAAAUGUUUACGUUGGUAAUCGACUUGAAUAUCUCCCAAAUGGAAUUAGAUUUCUUGAUUGGCCUUUCUAUUCCUUUUCCUUGCCAUCCAAUUUUUGUCCUCGACAACUUGUCUGCCUCAACAUGCCUCAUAGUUACAAUAAUAUGGAGCAGCUAUUCAAGCAGGAGUUCCCAUUCGAAAUAUUGAAAGAAAUCAAUUUCAGUAGCUGUAAAUCCAUUCAAAAAUUACCUGAGUUGUGGACUCCAAAUUUGGAGAAAUUAGAUCUUUUAUAUUGUGAAAAUUUAGUUGAGAUUCAUGAAUCCGUUGGACUUCUCAAUAAGCUGAAAACUUGGAAUCUUAGUAAUUGUCGCAAACUUCAGACUCUUCCAAGAAGACUCAAGUUGAAUUCCCUUGAACAUUUUGAUCUUAGACACUGCUUAAGGCUUAAGAAGUUCCCUGAUAUUCAUCCAGAAAUGAAAUGUUUAAAAUCACUAUUAAUGUUUCAGUGUGGUAUCGAAGAAUUGCCUUCAUCAAUUGGGUAUCUCACUCAGCUUCAAAAGUUAAACCUUAUGGAUUGUCGUAACCUUAGGCGAGUUCCAGGUAGCAUCUAUAAAUUGCAAAAACUUGAAUCAUUUGGUCUUGCUAGUAACAUAUUUAAACCAAUUUCCAAUUCUUUUGAUGACUCUUUCGGAUAUGGGUUUGUGAAUUUAAAGAGUCUUCAACUCAUCAGUCACAAUAUAAUUGAAUUAGAUUUUGUGGAGUGUCAGUACUUUCCGGCAUUGGAAAUUCUACAUGUAACAGCCGAAAAUAUUGUUACCAUCCCUAAAAGCUUUAGCAGAUUAACUAGAUUAAGGCGACUUAGUGUAUUGCAUUGCAAGCAUCUUCGGGAAAUUCAAGGGCUUCCACAAUCUUUAAGACUUUUGGAGGCAAUAGACUGCAGUUCGUGGGAUCAACAAUCAUCAGGCAAAAUGUUGAGUCAGAUCUGUCUCUCUCACUCUAUCUCUCAGUUAUAAAGAAACAAUUUUAUUACCUUUCCCCAAAUACAUAUAUAACUAGAUUUGGUAAACUACAGGCUAUUGAAAAUAUUGUUAAUUUCAAGCGAAUGGGGAUUCAAGGCAUUUUAACGGAUCCACAGUCCUCAACCGGAUUAUCGCAUCAGCUGCCUUUUGUCUCUCCAUCUCCCUCGCUCUCUGAUGACUUGGAAUCUGAAACUGUGAUCUUUGAUUGUGUAUUUGUACUACCAGCAUUUGAGAUUUCAAUGGAAUUCAACCACCAAAGUUUUGGAAAUUCCAUAUCAUUUUUGGUCGGUCGGAAAUUUCCAAAACCUUUUGCUGUCUGUGUUUCUUUUUCGCCAAUACGGCCAUGUCGCUACCUGAUUUAUCUUUCCAUCAAUUGUUGUGAAACUCUCUACCUUUGGCGUCGUUAUGAUUCCAUCCUCGGGUGUAAAUAUUUGUGGUUAUUUACUUUAUCUCAUCGGAAAUUGCAAAAGCAUUUGAGAGACUCAAAUUUAUCUGAACAGAAUGAAGUUAAGGUUAUAUGUAAAAUCGAGAAGUGGAAUAAAAUAUCUUCUUCUUAUGAGCCAAUAAAUCCUAAGGGUUUAAUACAAAGGAUGUGGGUCCAUGUAGAAUGCAUCUGUUGUCCUCAUAUAUCUGAUAUGGAUCACAGCGUUUCCAGCAAGGAAGGAUAUUUAGGGCAUUCAAUGGAAACAACAAAUGCUGGGUUUGAAUCUGGUUUGGAGGGCUUUCAUGGUGAUUUGAAUCUGUCAUUAUCGGUCCCUAACGUCUCUGAGCUACCAGCAUUUAUACCUCUUAAUGAUGGGAGUGAUUUAAGCUCGUUAGAAAAUGAGUCAGAAGCAGGAGAGCGUGAGUCUGACUUCGGCUUGGACGAGACAGAUUCAGCAUUAGGCUCAACCAUCGGUGAUGGGUUUCAUUUGGGUUCUUCUUCAAAGAGGACAACAUCUUGGUCAAAGUUCAAAAAAUUCUCCCGCUCUUUCUUCUCAUGGUCCUCCUCCUAGUCGGCCCCCUUUACACACAUGUCAAGCUUAUCAUUGGGACCGGAGACUAAAGUUUAUUAAAUGGGUACAAAAUAAGGUGUCUACACCAAGCAUUGCCCAUAAAUUCGACCUUCAAUUCUUAUUGUACUUGGGGAAGGGCUGCCCACUAAUUCAUACAAUGUUAUCUCAGGUGUGUCUUGUAGAAAUUCUUGAACUUUUGGAAAUAUAACAAACCAAUUUGCAUCUAACUCCGCAAGUUUUGGACCAAAGGAAGGUAAUUCAUGGAAAAAUGGUACUCCCUCUAAAAGGAAAAUCUUUGCUCUUUUACAAUGAUGUCCACUCUACCACUUCACAUCACAAUGAUAACAAAGACACUUCUUCCUCCUUUUCUCCAUUUGAGCAAUUGUCAAUCUCUACAAAGGCACCCUUGUUCUUGAUUCUGGUGUGGAGUUGUUAUUCUCAGGCUUAGAAGUUCCAAGAAUGGAUGGUCUUAAACCAUUAUAGGAGAUUUUGCUAUACUUCAUGCAACUCUAGAGGUACUCUUCUUGCAUCUUAGCAAGUCCAAAGGCUUCAUCGAGAGUCUUGGGACUCAACAUCUUCACUGGGAGCCUCACCUCAUGCUUAAGCCCACUAAGUAAACAGCUCAGUUUGUGAGGCUCAGACAACCUUCGAACUCUAUUAGAAAUAGCUUCAAAUUGCCCCUUAAAAGCAAGAACAGACGAAAGGUCUGCUUCAAUCUAGUGAGUGACUUCAUAGGAUCAUCAUAAGAAGUUGCACCAAAUCUCACGUGCACUACCUUAACAAAUGCCUCCCAAUUAGUGAACGACCCAAAAUUCUUAGUAUCUUGAAACCAAAUUAAGGCUUCCCUUUCCAUGUGAUAAGAUGCCAUCAAAACCUUUUGGUGUUCUGGGGUAUUGUAAUAAGCAAAGAACUGAUUGGACUUGUAAAUCCAUGAAGCUGAAUCUACCCCUGAAAAACGAGGAAACUCUAAUCUCAAGAGCUUGGCACCUGGCACAAGCCGCACAACAAUGGAGGUUUCCAUAUUCUGAGUUCCUUUCUGGUUUUCUUCUUGAACUCGUAUUUUGUGUCACUCAAUCGUUGAUCAACCUUCUGCAUAAACUGGGCAAUUACACUUAAUUACUGCUUCAUCUCGAUCAAGGUUUAAUCAUGUCCCUCAAACUUGGCAGCCAAUGCUGCAAUCUUCUCGCAAUUAGUGGUGGAUCUUAUCUUUGCCAUGGAUCACUUACUGCUCUAAUACCAAUUGUUAAGACUCACUAAGGCAAUCUGUGGCUAGCACAAGGAAAAGUAUUUCUGGUUGAAUUCAAGGACAACCGGGCCUCCUCACGAAAGAUGGAAGAUUAGGAAUGGAAUUAGGAACUAGUGAAAUGAUUCUGAUACUAUUCAUGCAUUCCCCUUUCUUCACAUUACAAUCCCCUUUUAUACUCCCCUGCUCUCUAACUAACUAACACUAACUAACUGCCAAAACAAUUCAGCACAUGACCUAAUACAACUUAGCACAUGUCUAAUUACAAUUCAGCGCAUGCAUAUCAGUUCAGCACCUAUUCAACAUAUGCUUAUGCCUCAUACAAUGCAAUUCCAAUCACAUGCUAAUGUAUUCGAUAUAAUGCUAUACAAUCUCAAUGCGUUCUAUCAGAUUAGUGACAAUGGCAACAACUGAGAGAGAGGUGAGAGGCGAGAGAUUUAGAUCUAAAAGGAGGAAAAGAGAUUUUAAAUGAAAAUAAUAAUAAUAAAAUAAUAAAAAAUGAUUAUUUACAUAAUAUAGAGUGUAUAAUACAUAAUCUGAUGUGAGUAUUUUUGAGAAGUGAUUGUGUUAAAUAAAAAAAAAGCUAAAAUAGACAUAAAAAUUUUAGACUUAUAUAAAUAAAUAAAAAAGGUGUGCACUUUAUCACACGAGAAGUGUUAUGUCCACAGUUUUUUUACAAUAAAUCAUAGGUGAUUAGUUAUCAUUAGUUUUAAUUUAAACCUAUCACUGAAAUUACUUUUUUGUCCCACCAAUAACAAUUCGUAACAAUUUGUCACUUAUAAUUUGUUGUGAAAGUGUUGUAUACAUAACAUUUCUCUUAUCAUAUGAUCUUUGAUGGUUAUUUGUUACGGAUUCAAAUCUUGUACAAAUAGAGUAUACUAGGGUAUUGCAUUUCAAUCUCAAUAGUUGCUUUUAGAGUAAGUCUAGUGCCAUGACAAUUUCUACUAUUUUUGCCACAACUUGUCUACGUGGAGAGUUGUAAGUGGUGGAACUAAAAUAGUAAGUCCAUUUGGGUUCAUGAUUUCACCACUCAUAAGUCGCCAUAUGAUAAAGUUGUAGCAAAAUUGUGGAAUUAGUUGUAUUACUUGACUUAGAGCAUCUCCAAUAGGCUCUCUAAACAUGAGAUACUCUCUAUUAUAGAGAGUAAACCCACAAAAUGACACUCCAACAGAUGAGCUACUGUUCAUUCUUCAAAUAUUUUUUUUUCUAUUAUUAUAAUAAUAAGGUACCCCAAAUCUACCUCAUAUCUCUUCAGUUUCCCCCAAUAUUUCAAAAACUCCCUCACAAUCUCUUCCAUUAGAUAUUUUCCCGGGAUACCCAUGGACAUCUAGCAGCCACCAUGUCCUUCACCAUCACCAUCGGCAGUGCUUGCCGGUGUGGUCCUCCUCUGUUAAAGUUACUCUGUCUCUCUCUCAUAUCAGUUUCUCUCUCUGUUUUCUCAUUCUCUAAAGCUCACCUCUGGCAGAGCUUCUUCUUGAACCCUCACUACUGCCAUUGGCAGUGAUUACUACUGUGUCACCACCAGUAGUGGCUGCCAGGAAAAAAUAUUAGCCUUUGCCAUCCAAAAAGUUCACUUUAUCUUGCUAAAAAAGGUUUUGAAGCAUUUCUUGAUGUAUUGAGGCCAUGUAUCUUGAAGUAAACAAGGCUAAUUUUGACAGUUGAGUUUCCCCAUUCAUUCAUACAAAACCUCUUACAAGGAUGUAGAGUACAAACCAAGAAGAAUGUAAAAAUAUUUAUUUUUCUUUUCUUGAUAUUGGUUUGAGAAUGUAAUUGACUAUAUGCUUUUUAUUUCUAA